AUGCCCUGUGCAGAAGACUGCGGACUGGCAGGAGGAGGCAACAACAGCAACCCUUCGGACAGUCUUCUGCCCAACCAAGGCCUCCGCAGGGGCCUAGACCACCAUUUUGAGGGUUCAGUCGAGGACGGCCUACCGGACAGAUCUCUGGAUCCUCCCAACCUUACCUUUUCAUCACGUCUGUCCCCCUUCUAUCGUGCGUGGGCCCGGAUCACGUCAGACGCUUGGGUGCUUCGCACGGUAGAGGAGGGAUAUUCUAUUCAGUUUUCCUCCCUCCCGCCCCACCAGCCCCCCUCCCCGUCCCUCUUCAGGGACCCCUCUCACGAGCAACUUCUCCUUCAAGAAGUUCAGUCCCUCCUUACAGCAGGGGCAGUGGAGAAGGUGCCUCGAGAACUACGGGGCAAGGGCUUCUAUUCUCGAUAUUUCCUAAUACCGAAAGUGAAAGGGGGCCUCAGACCUCUUCUGGACUUGCGGCGUCUCAACAAGUUUGUCAAGAAGCUCAAGUUCCGCAUGGUCUCCCUGUCCUCCAUCAUUCCUUCCCUGGAUCCAGGAGACUGGUAUGCCGCCCUCGACUUAAAGGAUGCAUACUUCCAUAUCGCGAUAAUCCCUCGCCACAGGCGUUACCUCAGGUUUCUCGUCGGCAACGUUCAUCUACAGUUCACGGUCCUACCCUUCGGUCUAUCAGCAGCCCCAAGGGUCUUCACAAAGUGCAUGGCAGUCGUGGCAGCCUUCCUCCGCAGUCAAGGGAUCCAGGUAUUCCCUUACCUGGACGAUUGGCUCAUCAAGGGCAGGACCAAGGCACUCGUGGAGGCUCAGGUGGUCUUCAUCAGGCACACCUUCAGCUCCCUCGGCCUCUUACUCAACGAGGCCAAGUCCACUCUUUCUCCAACACAAAGAAUCGAAUUCAUAGGAGCACUUCUGGACUCGACACAAGCCAGAGCAUAUCUCCCAGAGGCCAGAUUCCGAACUUUGUCCAACAUCAUUCUCGGCCUCCAAAGUUACCCUACCACCACAGUAAGAAGCUGCCUCAAAUUACUAGGGCACAUGGCAGCAUGUACCUAUGUCGUCAGACACGCCAGGCUCAGACUGUGCCCUCUCCAAUCUUGGUUGGCAGGGGUUUAUCGGCCAGUCAGGGACUCCCUAGACUCAGUGGUGACGUUACCUCGUCCAGUGUUGGACUCCCUCCAAUGGUGGCUCGACCCACGGGUGGUCUGCGCGGGGGUCCCUUUCCUCGAACCAGAGCCCUCCCAGACCCUGGUAACGGACGCGUCGGAUCAGGGAUGGGGUGCACAUCUGGGCCACCUCCGGACCCAAGGUCUUUGGUCGAGGGAGGAUCUUUCAUCGCACAACAAUGUCAGGGAAUUGCGAGCGGUACGCCUCGCAUGCAUGGCAUUCAAGUCCCAGCUCGCGGGCAAGUGUGUUUCUGUCCUCACAGACAAUACUCCAACGAUGUUUUAUAUCAACAAACAGGGUGGGGCUCGCUCCUCUCCCCUUUGCCAGGAGGCCCAAGCAUUACGGGACUUUUGCGUACAGAACGUAAUUCACCUGAUAGCAUCCUACCUCCCCGGCACGCACAACGCGCUCGCGGACACUCUCAGCCGCUCGUUCCAGGGUCACGAGUGGUCUAUCCGCUGGGAUGUAGUUCUCUCAAUUUUCCGACUCUGGGGUCAUCCCCGAGUGGACUUGUUUGCUUCCAACGAGAACAGGAAGUGUCGUCAAUUCUGCUCCCUCAUGGGACACAGAGAAACUGAAAAUGUGCCAGUGAGUAACCCUGCAACACAGAUUUCUCAGUUGCAGGCACUGGCCUCUGAACUAAAAACUGGUUUCACUGAAGCAAUGCAGGAACUUUCAAGAAUUCAGCAUGGAGAGUAUGCUCUGGAGGAGAAGGUUAAGAGCUGCCACUGCACAAUGGAAGAGAAAGUGUCCGAGAUGAAGAAUUCGCUGAACUCUUUCAAGGAGGAGCUCAGUGAUGCCAAGUCGAAGAUUGAAGUGAUCAGUGCCAAGCAAGAGGAAAUGCAACAGAAAAUUGAACAGCUGCAACAAGAGAAACGUCGGGAAUCCCGGAAAGUGAAAACUAAAAGAACACAAAAGGAUGAACACGGGUCACAAACGGUGCCUACUCCUCUACAAGGCAGUCCGUUCCGAUCGAUAAAUCUCCCGGAACCUGUACUGAUUAAUGAAGAUUUUACAAGUCUUUUGCACCAUGCAACCUAUGAGAGAGUCUCCGAUACCAGAUCCAUGGCAGCUGGAGAAGGAAAUGUGAAAGUAGUGUCAGGCACUGGGGGGAGCAGUGCAAAUCCAGAGACAGAAGAAAGCCUCAAGCCUUCCUUGCCAGCUGACAUUCAGCCAAAGGGUCACCCCCCAUCGACUGUGUGGAAGCAGCCCAAGGACAGCAAAGAGUGGGGUGAUGAAUAUAUUUCUAAGGAGCACCCAGACAGAGUGAAGGAAACAGGCCAAAGCAGAUACACCUCAGUGGACAAUGUCUUAUGUGAAACUUCUUUCGCUGCCAAAAGACAGAGCAUCGCUUUGGAGCUGCUCGAGUCUGAGAGGAAAUAUGUCAUCAACCUGUCCCUGAUCCUGAAGAUCAAAGCCACAUUGCAAGGCUCAGAUGUGAAGAGGAACACCAAAGAGAGAAGUUUCUUCCCCGGUUCUUUACGAUACCUGGUCCAGCAGCAUGUAGACUUACUUCACAUGCUGCAAGAGAGGGUGCUGAGUUGGCCACGUCCAGGAAUCCUGGGAGACAUAUUCCUGAAGUUAACAAACGAUGAGAACAAUUUUCUGGACUACUACAUUGCUUACUUGAGGGACCUGCCGGAAUGCAUCUCACUGAUCCACGUGGUGAUUCUGAAGGAGGUGGAAGAAGAAAUUAAGUCUGACCUCUACAUGCUGUUCUUUCAUAUAGUCCAGCGUAUCCCCGAAUACCUUAUUCACUUACAGAAUGUCCUGAAGUACACCGAGCAAGAGCACCCCGAUUACUACCUGCUCCUGGUGUGUGUGCAGCGCUUCCGCAUUUUCGUCUCGCACUACAGCCUGCUAUUACAGUGCAAUGAAGACCUGCUCAUACAGAAACGGAAAAAGCUGAAGAAGUCGUCCCUGGUUAAGUUAUACAAAGGUCUGGCUUCUCAGUGUGCCAGUGCCAGCCAGGAGGUUUCUCAGACACCCAGCACAACAGCCAUCCGAGACAGCGGGAUCCACUGCGAAGAGGUGAUGCAGCCGUUCCCAGCAGCCCCCUCUUCCAGCACAACAGCCACGCAUUUGAUGCCACAGAUGAAGAAGAACCAGUCUGCAAUGAUGGAGAACAUCCAGGCUGGGAAGCCAUCGGACUGGGAAAUGGAGGCUAGAAAACACGAAAGGCCAGAAAAUAUCCUUGCUUCAUCUCAGUUCCCCGAGCAGGAGCUAAAGGCCAUGUCCAUCCCCUUGCAAGCGAUCCCGGAGAUGGAAUAUGAAACUCCCCCAGCCGAUCCAAUGGGAAAUGCUGAGAGAUCUGUCAGGACCUCAAUGGAGCUGCUGCAGGAUGCUAGAAGCUUUGCUCCAAACUAUGAAGAGUUGGACUAUGGGGGGGAAGUUUUCACCCUGCCAGGUCCCUACGAGGACGAGACCUUUCAAAACCUGGCUCUUUUCGAGAACUGCUCCCCGGCCUCCUCUGAAUCCAGCCUAGAUAUUUGCUUUUUAAGGCCUGUUAGCUUUACAGUGGAGCCAGACAGGACAGAGCACGCGUCACAGCCGCUGCCUAAAAGCAGCAGUGCUUACAAGCAGGAGGCGUUUCACAGCAAAGGCAAGCAGCUGAGCAGGUCCCUGAAGGAGUUCCCCAGGAGCACGGAGGGCAUGAGCACUAGACUCUACAGCACGCGGAGCAGCAGCAGUAGCCAGCUGCAGCACAAGCAGGAGAGAAGCCUGCAACCUCACCUGAUCUCGGCAUCAUCUCGAAGCUCCCAAAGGAGCUACUUCCCCCCCCCGAGAGGGCUGGGGGAGAAACAGAGCUUUUUGGAAGUAAGGAGGCGAAAAUAAAAAAGCAACGAGCUACAUGCAGAAGACAACACCAGGUUCUGCCAGAAGGAUGACAACGAACAAACAUCCUUCAGCGAGCACAACCCGCGGCAGGAACCCAAAGGGGGCUUCCGGAGCUCCUUCCGCAAGCUCUUCAAAAAGAAAUGA
Messenger RNA from Emys orbicularis (European pond turtle), 4152 nucleotides. It is a transcript of the gene ARHGEF33, whose product is annotated as Rho guanine nucleotide exchange factor 33. Lineage: Eukaryota; Metazoa; Chordata; Testudines; Emydidae. The record is from RefSeq and is a predicted model, not a curated record. Gene Ontology annotation, molecular function: guanyl-nucleotide exchange factor activity. The transcript has 15 exons.